AUGAAUAUGAAACUUGGAGUUAUAGAUGAUAUUGAAGCUGCGCGCUAUCGCCGCCGCAUAAGGCAGCGGCGCCUGCGGUUUCCGACAGAACUUACACCACGCCAACAUAGACAGAGGCGAGGCGGGCCGGGGGCGUGGCGCCGCACGUGUCGCUCUCUCGCUAUUAGUCGCGUCUACUUUCUAGCCGGCGGGCUAGCACGGUAUUGGCCGGCCCGGGCCGCCGGGCUGCGCGCGCGCAGCCUCGCCGCGUGCCGGCAUUCAAUGCAAAUGCGUCGUCUGUUCAACGCAAGCUAUCUCCUAGAUUUGCAAUCAUUACUAUUCAUCAAACCAUUUUACUGC
Molecule: messenger RNA, 339 nt
Organism: Brenthis ino (lesser marbled fritillary)
Lineage: Eukaryota; Metazoa; Arthropoda; Insecta; Lepidoptera; Nymphalidae
Source: the annotation of a GenBank genome assembly